AUGGGGAGUGUUGACGGAGGGAAGCUUAGAUUUUGUAUUGACAGAGGAGGCACAUUCACCGAUGUCUAUGCUGAAAUUCCUGGCAAGACUGAAGGACGAGUCAUGAAGCUGUUGUCUGUUGACCCAUCGAAUUAUGAUGAUGCGCCAGUUGAAGGAAUUAGGAGGAUUCUAGAAGAAUUUACGGGUGAUAAGAUUCCACGAAGUGCAAAGGUCCCCACAGAUAAGAUUGAAUGGGUAAGGAUGGGAACAACUGUAGCAACAAAUGCACUGUUAGAGAGGAAAGGGGAGAAAAUUGCACUGUGUGUGACUCGAGGCUUCAGGGAUCUGCUGCAGAUUGGCAAUCAAGCCCGUCCACAUAUAUUUGACCUCACUGUGUCAACCCCAUCAAAUCUUUAUAAAGAGGUGGUGGAGGUUGAUGAGAGAGUUGAACUUGUUCUUGAUGGGGAGAAAGUAAAGUCAGAUUCUUCUGCAUCAAUAGUUCAGGGUGUUUCAGGCGAGCUUGUCAGGGUUGUGAAGCCAAUCAACAAGGAUGCUUUAGAAUCUUUGCUUAAAGGACUCCUCGGAAAAGGUAUUAGCUGCUUAGCUGUUGUCUUAAUGCAUUCUUACACUUACCCCGACCAUGAAAUAUCAAUUGAAAAGUUAGCUCUGAGUUUGGGGUUCAGACAUGUUUCAAUAUCAUCGGCUUUGACUCCUAUGGUUCGAGCUGUCCCUCGGGGUUUCACAGCAUGUGUGGAUGCGUACCUGACUCCAGUUAUUAAAGAAUAUUUGUUGGGAUUUAUGUCUAAGUUUGACGAAGGACUGGGCAAAUUGAACGUUUUGUUUAUGCAAUCAGACGGGGGACUUGCACCAGAAAGCAGAUUUUCAGGCCAUAAAGCAGUUUUGUCAGGUCCUGCAGGUGGAGUUGUUGGCUACUCACAGACUCUUUUUGGAGUAGAGACGGAAAAGCCACUAAUUGGUUUCGACAUGGGCGGUACGUCUACGGAUGUGAGCCGAUAUGCGGGCAGCUAUGAACAAGUUAUAGAAACCCAAAUUGCUGGAGCUGUAAUCCAAGCACCUCAGCUUGAGAUAAAUACUGUUGCUGCAGGUGGUGGAUCAAAGUUAAAGUUCCAGCUCGGAGCUUUCAGGGUCGGGCCAGAAUCAGUGGGUGCACAUCCAGGACCGGUUUGUUACCGUAAGGGAGGCGAACUGGCUGUUACUGAUGCAAAUCUUAUUUUGGGAUAUGUAAUUCCGGAUUAUUUCCCAUCAAUUUUUGGCCCAACUGAAGAUCAACCAUUAGAUAUCAAUGCAACGAGAAACGAAUUUGUGAAACUCGCAAAACAAAUCAAUUCUUAUAGAAAGAACCAGGAUCCAACUGCAAAAGAUAUGACAGUGGAAGACAUUGCACAGGGAUUUGUAAAUGUUGCCAAUGAAACUAUGUGCCGUCCUAUACGACAAUUGACUGAGAUGAAGGGCCACGAGACAAAGAAUCAUGCUCUUGCUUGCUUUGGAGGUGCUGGACCUCAACACGCUUGUGCAAUUGCUAGAGCACUGGGUAUGAAGGAAGUACUAAUUCACAGGUUUUGUGGGAUUUUAAGUGCUUAUGGGAUGGGAAUGGCCAAUGUUGUGGAGGAGGCACAGGAGCCAUAUGCUUCGAUUUAUGGUCCUGAAUCUUUGUUAGAGGCGUCGUACAGAGAAGCAACUUUAUUGGAGCAGGUAAAGCAAAAACUGCAAUUGCAAGGGUUUAUAGAGGAAAAUAUCACAACUGAAACAUAUUUAAACUUAAGGUACGAAGGAACGGACACUGCUAUCAUGGUUAAGUACCCUAUCAAUGACGAUGGGUCGACAGGUGAUUAUGCCGUUGAAUUCGUGAAGUUAUUUCAACAAGAGUAUGGAUUUAAACUUGAGAAGAGGAAUAUAUUAAUAUCUGAUGUGAGGGUUCGUGGGAUUGGAGUGACAAACAUAUUGAAACCCCAUUCUCUAGAACCUGCCUCAGUGGAUGCUAAAGUUGAACGUUACUACAAGGUCUAUUUUGUGAAUGAAUGGCAUGAUACACCUUUGUUCAGGCUCGAGGAUCUUGCAUAUGGUCACGUAAUACUUGGUCCUGCUGUAAUUAUGAAUGGCAAUAGCACUAUGAUAGUAGAACCUAACUGUAAAGCUACCAUCACGAAAUAUGGUAAUAUCAAGAUUGAAAUCGGGUUAGUUCAUAGCAAUGUAAAAAUUUCAAAUGAAGUUGCAGAUGUUGUCCAGCUCUCAAUCUUCAAUAACCGAUUCAUGGGAAUAGCAGAACAGAUGGGUCGCACCCUUCAGAGAACUUCUAUAUCAACAAAUAUUAAAGAACGGCUAGAUUUCUCCUGUGCUCUUUUUGGCCCUGAUGGAGGUUUAGUUGCAAAUGCACCACAUGUUCCCGUGCACUUAGGAGCUAUGUCAAGCACGGUUAGAUGGCAGCUGAACUAUUGGGGUGACAAUUUGAACGAAGGAGAUGUUUUGGUUACCAAUCAUCCUUCUGCUGGAGGUAGUCAUCUUCCCGAUAUUACUGUUAUUACACCCGUUUUCAAUAAAGGGAACCUGGUAUUUUUCGUUGCAAGUCGAGGGCAUCAUGCCGAGAUUGGAGGUAUUACUCCUGGGAGCAUGCCGCCUUUCUCAAAGUCGAUAUGGGAGGAAGGAGCUGCAAUAAAAGCAUUCAAGCUUGUGGAGAAGGGUCAUUUUCAAGAAGAAGGGAUUACCGAACUUCUACGGUUUCCCUGUUCUGAUGGAUCAUCUUUUAACAUCCCAGGAACACGCAGGCUUCAAGAUAAUUUAUCAGAUCUUCAUGCGCAAGUAGCUGCAAAUCAAAGAGGAAUUUCACUUAUCAAGGAGCUUAUCGAGCAAUACGGUUUGUAUACUGUCCAGUCAUACAUGAAUCAUGUGCAGGUGAACGCAGAAGAAGCAGUGAGGGAAAUGCUCAAAUCUGUUGCUGCUAGAGUUUCUUCCAAUUUUGCCAAGGGUGGAGAGGGAGAUUUAGUGAUCAUCGAAGAGGAAGAUUUCAUGGACGACGGAUCUGUUAUAAGCUUAAAACUUACAAUCGAUCCUAAGAAAGGAGAAGCAUCUUUUGAUUUUUCUGAGACAAGCCCUGAAGUUUAUGGGAACUGGAAUGCACCUGAGGCAGUGACAUCUGCAGCAGUCAUUUACUGCCUGCGUUGUUUGGUGGACGUUGAUAUUCCCCUCAAUCAAGGAUGUUUGGCUCCUGUAAAUAUAUAUAUUCCUCCCGGUUCUUUUCUCUCUCCUAGUGAUCGGGCUGCGGUCGUUGGAGGUAAUGUCCUUACAUCUCAGAGAAUCACCGAUGUUAUUCUUACAGCAUUUCAGGCUUGUGCUUGUUCACAGGGUUGCAUGAAUAAUUUAACCUUUGGGGAUAAUACAUUUGGCUACUACGAGACAAUUGGUGGUGGAAGUGGGGCCGGCCCUAACUGGGACGGUACCAGUGGAGUCCAGUGCCACAUGACCAAUACCCGUAUGACUGAUCCUGAGAUUUUUGAGCAGAGAUAUCCAGUUCUAUUGCAUAAAUUCGGGUUGAGGGAGAAUAGUGGAGGUGCUGGGUAUCAUAAAGGCGGUGAAGGACUCAUUCGGGAGAUACAAUUCAAACGCCCCGUAGUUGUUAGUAUUCUUUCAGAAAGGCGUGUACAUGCCCCAAGGGGACUGAAUGGAGGAAAAGAUGGGGCUCGUGGUGUUAAUUACCUUAUUACCAACGAUAAGCGAAAGAUAUAUCUUGGAGGAAAAAACACGGUCGAGGUGCAGGCCGGGGAAAUACUUCAGAUUUUAACUCCUGGAGGUGGGGGAUGGGGUUCAAAUUGA
Messenger RNA from Fraxinus pennsylvanica, 3807 nucleotides. The record is from the annotation of a GenBank genome assembly. Lineage: Eukaryota; Viridiplantae; Streptophyta; Magnoliopsida; Lamiales; Oleaceae.